This is a messenger RNA of Sciurus carolinensis (gray squirrel), 2157 nucleotides long. RefSeq names its product hyaluronan synthase 3 (gene Has3). The coding region runs from base 464 to 2125 and encodes 553 amino acids. Gene Ontology annotation, biological process: extracellular matrix assembly; hyaluronan biosynthetic process. Gene Ontology annotation, molecular function: hyaluronan synthase activity. NCBI's taxonomy places the organism in Eukaryota, Metazoa, Chordata, Mammalia, Rodentia, Sciuridae. The record is from RefSeq and is a predicted model, not a curated record. The transcript has 5 exons.
AGGAGGGCGCCUCUCCCGGCGAGGACGCGCUCGGUACUUAAGGCGGCUCUGCAGGGCCGGCACUCGUCAGUCGGAGCGCGCGGCGGCGGCAGCGGCGCACCGUGGAGGGAGGCGCGGCGGCGAUAGGAGCCAGAGGAGGGGCAUGGAGCCGCCGCGGGCCUGCUGAGCACCAGAGCGCGGGCGGCCGGCGGCACGCUUCUCCUCCUCCAGCCUCUCCUCCCUUCUUCCCUUGCGGCUACUGUUUUGUGAAUGAAUUAGCAGGCGGACGACCGUGCGGGACACGAGGCUGGUUGGAGCACCCCUCCCCCCAUCCACGCCAGCCCGGGUCUUCACACCUGUGGGGACACCAAGACUCCCGGAGCCCUGGUUCCUGCGGGUCUGCCUGGCCAGGGCUGCACGUCCGCCGGACUGAGCUGCCUUUCCUUUGCCGGCUCAGAGGAGCCCGAGGGCGCCCAGGCGCAAGAUGCCGGUGCAGCUGACAACAGCCCUGCGUGUGGUGGGCACCAGCCUGUUUGCCCUGGCGGUGCUGGGUGGCAUCCUGGCAGCCUAUGUGACAGGCUACCAGUUCAUCCACACAGAAAAGCACUACCUGUCCUUUGGCCUGUACGGCGCCAUCCUGGGCCUGCACCUGCUCAUCCAGAGUCUGUUUGCCUUCCUGGAGCACCGGCGCAUGCGCAGGGCAGGGCGGCCAAUAAAGUUGUCUUGCCAGCGGCAGCGUUCGGUGGCGCUGUGCAUCGCGGCCUACCAGGAGGACCCUGACUACUUACGCAAGUGCCUGCGUUCAGCCCAGCGUAUCGCCUUUCCUGACCUCAAGGUGGUCAUGGUGGUGGAUGGCAAUCGCCAGGAGGAUGCCUACAUGCUGGACAUCUUCCAUGAGGUGCUGGGUGGCACUGAACAAGCUGGUUUCUUUGUAUGGCGCAGCAACUUCCAUGAGGCGGGUGAGGGUGAGACUGAGGCCAGCCUGCAGGAGGGCAUGGAGCGAGUGCGGGCAGUGGUACGUUCCAGCACCUUCUCAUGCAUCAUGCAGAAGUGGGGAGGCAAGCGAGAGGUCAUGUACACAGCCUUUAAGGCCCUUGGCGACUCCGUGGACUAUAUCCAGGUUUGUGACUCUGAUACUGUGCUGGACCCGGCCUGUACCAUGGAGAUGCUUCGAGUCCUAGAGGAGGAUCCCCAAGUAGGGGGUGUUGGUGGAGAUGUUCAAAUCCUCAACAAAUAUGACUCGUGGAUCUCCUUCCUAAGCAGCGUGCGGUACUGGAUGGCCUUCAACGUGGAGCGGGCCUGCCAGUCCUACUUUGGCUGUGUGCAGUGUAUCAGCGGGCCACUGGGCAUGUACCGUAAUAGCCUUCUCCAGCAAUUCCUGGAGGACUGGUACCAUCAGAAGUUCCUAGGCAGCAAGUGCAGCUUUGGGGAUGAUCGGCACCUUACCAACCGAGUCCUGAGUCUUGGUUACCGGACUAAGUAUACAGCACGCUCCAAGUGCCUCACAGAGACCCCCACCAAGUACCUCCGGUGGCUCAACCAGCAGACCCGCUGGAGCAAGUCUUAUUUUCGCGAGUGGCUCUACAACUCUCUGUGGUUCCAUAAGCACCACCUCUGGAUGACCUACGAAUCAGUGGUCACAGGUUUCUUUCCCUUCUUCCUCAUUGCUACAGUAAUACAGCUUUUCUACCGUGGUCGCAUCUGGAACAUUCUUCUCUUCCUGCUGACAGUGCAGCUGGUGGGAAUUAUUAAGGCUACGUAUGCCUGCUUCCUUCGGGGCAAUGCGGAGAUGAUCUUCAUGUCUCUCUACUCCCUUCUCUAUAUGUCCAGCCUCCUGCCAGCCAAAAUCUUUGCCAUUGCUACCAUCAACAAGUCUGGCUGGGGCACUUCUGGCCGAAAAACCAUUGUGGUGAACUUCAUUGGUCUUAUCCCUGUGUCCAUCUGGGUAGCAGUUCUUCUUGGGGGGCUGGCCUACACAGCUUAUUGCCAGGACCUGUUCAGUGAGACUGAGCUAGCCUUCCUUGUCUCUGGGGCCAUCCUGUAUGGCUGCUACUGGGUGGCCCUCCUAAUGCUUUAUCUGGCUAUCAUUGCCAGGCGAUGUGGGAAGAAACCAGAGCAGUAUAGCCUGGCUUUUGCUGAGGUGUGACAUAGGCCCCCAGGUAGAGCGGGAAAAGUGCA